CAUGUGCCACUAAACACGCCUUUAAUCGGAUUUUAUGUCUCGCCGAUAGACAGACGAGUCAUGUUAUGAUCAAAAUUGCAAUUUGAAAGUGACGGUUUCUUUUUUUUCUUUGUUUUAUUUUUGUUAAGAAGAUCACAAUACGUUGUAAGAAAGCACGCGUUAAAUGCGCGAAUCUACGCGCUAGAAUGAGUCUUAACAUAACGAAAUUAUUUUCAAGGAAAAAAACCGGCCCGGUUGAUACAGUCGCUGAGAUUGGUUUACCCACCAAUGUUUCUCAUAAAUUUCACGUGAGUAAAAAUGCUAAGACAGGGCAACUGGAAGGCCUGCCCGAGUCUUGGAUUCGUUUUCUGAAUACGCAAAUAUCAAAGUCCGAGCAGGAUGAACAUCCGGCUGCAGCUUUGCAAGCCAUAAAAUAUUACAAUUACUCCAUAAAACGAAAACCAGAAGAGAAAAUAUUUAAACCGUUUGUUACGGAAGACCUGAUUGAAGAAGAGUCCCAGGAGAUUGAUAAAAUUUUGUCAAAGAAAUGCCACUCUGAAGAUUUCGAUGGAUCAAGUUCUGCGAGUUCUACGGAUAGUCAAGUGCAGAGGUUACCAGAACUUCCACCAAAAGUGAACAAAACUCCAAAACCAACGCCAAGAAUAUGCUCUAACAGGAUUGAGAAAACUCUUACUGAGAUUCUUGAAGAUUUGAAUACAUAUCAAAUUGAAGAUGAAGAUCAACUACCUGAGAACGAAAACGAACAAGAUAAAGUGGAAGAAGAAAGUCCUAUUUUAAGAAGGAAAACAGACUGUUCAACGAUCAAACUUAAUGAUGAAGAAAUUUUUGAAGAACUUCAAGCUAUCUGUCACGAUGGAGAUCCAAAUCUUCGUUUUGAGAAAAUUAAAGAAGUUGGAGUUGGUGCUUCUGGCACUGUAUUCAUAGCUACUGAUGUACAGAUUGGUCAGAAAGUUGCUAUAAAAGACAUAGAUUUAUCAAAACAGCCAAAGAAAGAGCUUAUAUUAACCGAAAUUAAAGUCCUCAAGGAAUUUCAACAUCCAAACUUGGUCAAUUUUUUGGAUGCAUACAUUAUGAAUGAACAUCUAUGGGUUGUUAUGGAAUUGUUAGAAGGUGGACCACUUACGGAUGUUGUUACUGAAACUGUAAUGAAAGAAGUACAAAUUGCAGCAGUUUGCAGAGAAGUUUUAAAGGCAAUUAGUUUUUUACACAGGAGAGGAAUCAUUCAUAGAGAUAUCAAAUCAGAUAAUGUUCUUCUUGGGAUGAACGGUGCUGUGAAAGUUACAGACUUUGGUUUUUGUGCUAAUAUCGAUGGCGAUGAAAAACGUCAAACUAUGGUCGGUACUCCAUAUUGGAUGGCACCAGAAGUAGUGACCAGAAAGCAAUAUGGCAAGAAAGUAGACAUUUGGUCUUUAGGUAUUAUGGCUAUUGAAAUGAUAGAGGGUGAACCACCUUAUAUGAAAGAAACACCUUUAAGAGCAUUAUAUUUAAUUGCUGCUAUUGGUAAGCCUUCUAUUCCCAGAUGGGAUACUCUAAGUUCGACAUUUCAAAAUUUUCUAGAGAGAUGUUUAGCAGUUGAAGUUGAUGAAAGAGCAACUGCUGAUGAAUUAUUGUCUCAUCCAUUUUUAGAAAAUUGUGCAGAAUUAACAAGUCUGAUACCAUUAAUAAGAACUGCACAAAGAAUUCUUCAUAAAGUGUUCCAUUGAAUAAUCGUUUUUAAGUAGAAUUAAACAUUUGUUUUUGUUUUAUUAUUUUAGGAGUAUAUCUGCAACACUGCAUUAAUAUUAUUUAGACAGUGUAAAAGUAUUCUGCACACUGCACAUGUAAUUUAAAUAUAUGCAGUGCAGUGAUUUUAUGUUAACAUCUUUAUAUCAAUAUGUUACCAAAAUAGAAAUAGUAUAAGUUAUAGUAAUGAAGACAUGCAUAGAAGAUAAUUUUUAAAAAAAUAAUUCAUAACUUCAAUACAAUAUAUGCGAUAGAUUAAUUUCUAUUGCUUAAAUCAUUGAAAAAGUAAUCAUUAAUGUAAAUUAUUAAUAAUUUCAUGUGCAAUAUCUAUUGUGUGAGCUCAAUAUUUUUUUUAUAUUUUCUAUGAUUUCAUUAAAAAAAAAUGUAAUUUUGCAGCAAUUUUGAAAUUAGGUGCAAAAAGAAGAGAAACAAAAGUCAUUGUGCUAAAAAUAUUUUAUAUUAGUUUAUGAUUUUAUUUAAGGAUUUCUUUGCAUUUACUACAAAGUAUAUUACUUUUACUAUUACUACUACAUAAAAUAUUGUACUUAGUUUAUUUAACAAAAAAGGUAUAUGGACAUAGUAUCUGUCAAAGGUACAACUAAUUUUAUACUUGACAGUUCUCAAAACACAGUAAUUAUACCAAUUUAGUUAUAGUACAAAUUUAAUUUAAUAAUUCUACCAAUGAUGUUUCAACUGUACACCAUUUCUUUUGCUGUAUUUACUAAAUUGCAUUUCUUUCUUGUUUGAAGUUUAUUAAAUCUAUACAUCUUUAAUUAAACAGUUCAUAUACAAAGUGAGUAUUAUAAUAAAUAUUAUUUAAUAUUUGUUUAAUCAUUAUUUAAUUACACAAGGAAGACUGCUUUUUAAAAAUUUUACAACUUUCGUGUUUUGAAAGAUUUACUGAGAAGUUAUACCUUGUGAUUUAGUAUUACAAGCACAUGUAUUAAUAACCAAGUAUUGUAAAUGAUGUGACAUACUGCACAUUGUAGAAUAUAUUUUUUAAAACUUUUAGAAGUUUUGAAUAGUUUUAUAAGAUUUUAUCAUUUUGUAAUGUGUAACUUUUUGAGAAAUUUUGUAUUUAUAUUUUAAAUCCAAUGCUGUUCAAUUAAGAUGCCAAAUUUUAACAGGUAUUAUUUUAUUAUGAAUUACGUACACGAAUAUUAUGAAUAUUAUGAAUUAUGUAUAUAGUGUUUUUAAGAUAUCUUUUAUGAAAAAUAUUUGAAUUUAUAUUACAAUUGUCCAUAAUUUAGUUUAAGAUUUGAGCAGUAAUAUCACAACUGUGAUAACAAAAAAAUUGAGUCCUGUUAUAUUAUAUUUCUAUAUUUAAUAUUGUCAUAUUACUUUUAUCUUUUACGUAAUUAAAUAUUGCAUGUUCAAUUUAAAUAUGAUUUAAUUUGACUUCAAUAAACACUGAUGUGAAAUUACAUGUAAUAAUUUAAUAUAUAAGACCGGUCAAUUAAUUAUUCAAUUAAACGUAAAAUAUAUUUUCUAUUUUAUUAUGUUAAAAUGUUAAAUUUAUAAAUUUGUUAAAGAAUUAAUAUAAAUUUGAACUUAUAUGAUACAGUUGUAACAUUUGUGCCUUAUCAAAUCAAUACAUAUGGUUCUAUGCCAACUGUCUUCUAAACAGUUUUAUCAGUGAUAAUACAGUAUAAAAAGGACAAAAUGUAAUAAUGAUCUAUUGAUAACUCGCAUAAAAUAUUUGCAAACUCUUUACUCUUGUUCUUGAAUAUUUAAU
Messenger RNA from Frieseomelitta varia, 3457 nucleotides. It is a transcript of the gene Pak3, whose product is annotated as serine/threonine-protein kinase PAK 2. The record is from RefSeq and is a predicted model, not a curated record. Gene Ontology annotation, biological process: intracellular signal transduction; protein phosphorylation; regulation of MAPK cascade. The transcript has a single exon. Gene Ontology annotation, cellular component: cytoplasm. Gene Ontology annotation, molecular function: ATP binding; protein serine/threonine kinase activity. Lineage: Eukaryota; Metazoa; Arthropoda; Insecta; Hymenoptera; Apidae. Bases 186 to 1703 code for a protein of 505 amino acids.